CAUCAGUCAGAGUGACACCAGUCAGUCAGACACCAGUCAGAGUGACACCAGUCAGUCAGACACCAGUCAGUCAGACACCAGUCAGAGUGACACCAGUCAGUCAGACACCAGUCAGUCAGACACCAGUCGGAGUGACACCAGUAGAACCAGGCAGCUUAGAGAAGGUCUCAUCAGAGGACAGCUUUCUCGGAGCCACAGCUACAGCUGCACUGAGCAUAAUAAGGAAAGAGCUGGAUGACUUCACAGAACCUGUUUUGGACGACACGUCUGUGUAUGAGAUGCUGAAGUCCCUAACCUCUCAGGAGAUGGCAGUCCUUGCGGAUGACAUCGCUGAGGUAAUUGCAGAAAAGACUGUGAGUUUGGAAGAGACGGUCUGUGCAAGUCCCAGUCCAAAACCCAAAACGAGGAACAAGCUGAAAGUAGUGGGCGGCAAGAUAAAAACCUUUCUUGCGAAGAGUCUUGCCAAAGCAGGUAUUUGCUGCAUCACAGCAAAGCUGAAGGCACAAUUCCAUCAGCACACCAGCGCUGAAAGCGACCAGUCGUUGCAGUUUCUCAUGGACAGUGUUGAGUCUCUGCUCCAGACAGAACUCGGUGAGGGUGAUGGGGAAAAUGAGCUGGCUCUCAUUCCUUUUUUCCAAAAACUUUCCACUGGUCAAUUCGAGGAAGUCACAGAGAAACUGAGUUUUGUCCUCUACAAUCACAUCACAAAUGAAAUCGUUCCAGAGGUUAUCCCCGAAAUACAAACACUUGGGGGACAAACUUGGCAGGGCCGCGAUGUUGCCGUCCCGCAUGCUAUCACGUAUGCCGACGUGGAGGUCUUGGUGCUGAAUUUUCUAACCCUAAUGGGCUGGUGGCUGAAUACUCAGAGCGACAUCCAGAGUCAAAGGGUGACACAGACUUUGAUGUACCGGGUGCCGAAGACGCCCAAGGCAGCCUCAAAGUGUGAGGAGCCACUACAGGUGGUGCAGCACAAAAUGUCUGUCAAACUACUCGUCGAGAUGGUGGUUUGGGAGACGUUCCUCAAAGUCCAUGUGCUUCCUGAUAAAAAAGAUGACAUCAUUCAGCGUCUAUUCAACAUCAUAUGGGAGAAGGUCGAAGGAUCAGAUUUAAACAUCACAUCUGUCAAAACACUCAAGACGGCCAUUUUGAAAGACCUGAUUGAGAUGUCAGGCAGUAAGGAGAUGCUCCUGCUUUCACUGAGAUUGGAAAACCCGCAGCUUGAUAACUGUAUUGCCUCGAUCUUCAAAGAUCACCUGACAACCCCACUGAAACAACCAUGCGCCAUCUGCAGGUUCUUCUCCUCUGUGGGCAAAGUCCUCGCCAAGCCCUUCAGACGCAGAGCAAGUGUUGGCGUCCUGGGUGCAGUUUGACCUCAGAGGGCGAAGGUUUGAUUUCCAGACCUGAGCCUCUCGACGUAGGGUUUUCUCCGGGCUGCUCCGGAUUCUCCCACUUUCCUCGCAAACCAUGAAGCCAACUGGGGGCUUUCCACUGCCCUCAAAAGCUAACUGGUGACAGGAGUUAAAAAAAAAAAAAAUUCAUAAGAUCUGCUCCA
Molecule: messenger RNA, 1552 nt
Organism: Acanthopagrus latus (yellowfin seabream)
Lineage: Eukaryota; Metazoa; Chordata; Actinopteri; Spariformes; Sparidae
Exons: 2
Coding region: 279-1370 (363 amino acids)
Source: RefSeq, a predicted model, not a curated record